CUUUUUUAAGUUUGAAAAUUGACUUCUUGAAAUUGGUGCAUAAUUUACAGAAAACGCAGGUUUGAAGCUUCUUGAAGAAGGGCGUAGCAAUGAUGCAAAGAAAGUGACUACACGGGGUGGACCCCGUGGGCGUUGUCCUGGUCCUGUUGAAGUGCAGACCACAUUAGAGCCAGCGUUGUUUGACAUCGAUCUCACUGUCAAUAAGAAAACAUUGAUUGGUAUUUGCGGAAGCGUGGGAAGUGGUAAAAGCUCCCUUUUACAAGCUCUCCUUGGCCAGAUGAGGAUUCAGAAGGGGAAUGUAACCAUUGGUGGAUCCGUUGCAUACGUUGCUCAACAGGCGUGGAUCAUGAAUGCCACAGUGAAGGAGAACAUUUUGUUGGGUAAACCUUAUAAUGAUGCAAGAUAUAAAACGGCCCGUUUUGCCUGUAGUUUGGAGCAGGACCUUAAAAUAUUACCCAAUGGUGAUGAAACGGAGAUCGGGGAACGCGGAAUUAACCUGAGUGGAGGCCAGAAGCAGAGAAUCAGUUUAGCAAGAGCCCUAUACUAUGACAUGGAUAUAUAUUUGUUGGAUGAUCCACUGAGUGCAGUUGAUGCGCAUGUUGGACAGCACAUUUUCAAGCACUGUAUCAAAGGAGCCCUUUGGAAUAAAACCAUUCUUUUUGCAACACAUCAGCUACAGGUACUCUAGGCUGUCACUUUGCAGUGUUGUCAUAUGUGGCAAAGCAGGUCACGGGAUUGUCAUAUCUGGUUUUCCAGAACUGGUGAGGAAUGGAAAAUUGGUUGGAAAUUUUCAACUGCUUUAUUUCAGAGUAAAAUUUUUAUCAGUAAGUCGAAUCUCACAUAAAAUGUGUUAGAGUCAAAAUUGAGUUAAUCCAUAAAAUAUUCAAGUAAGGUAUACAUUGCAUCGCUCUCUCUAUGUGUUCAAAGUGCGUGGGCAGAAAAAGAAACGAUUUUCUUGAAAUAAGUCU
Messenger RNA from Stylophora pistillata, 968 nucleotides. Its product is annotated as ATP-binding cassette sub-family C member 5. Lineage: Eukaryota; Metazoa; Cnidaria; Anthozoa; Scleractinia; Pocilloporidae. Gene Ontology annotation, biological process: transmembrane transport. Gene Ontology annotation, molecular function: ATP hydrolysis activity; ABC-type transporter activity; ATP binding. The record is from RefSeq and is a predicted model, not a curated record. Gene Ontology annotation, cellular component: membrane.